Messenger RNA from Fusarium keratoplasticum, 1161 nucleotides. RefSeq lists its product as uncharacterized. Bases 1 to 1161 code for a protein of 386 amino acids. The record is from RefSeq and is a predicted model, not a curated record. Lineage: Eukaryota; Fungi; Ascomycota; Sordariomycetes; Hypocreales; Nectriaceae. Gene Ontology annotation, molecular function: protein binding; 6-phosphogluconolactonase activity. The transcript has a single exon.
AUGCGUGUCCUCAACCUCGCCUCUCUUACCCUCGCUGCCAUCUCCGGCAUCGAAGCCCGUGCGGGCAUCGACAUUCGUGUCCAAGGCGGUUCAACCAAGAACGCAGCUGGCGCCGUCUUUGCUAUGACCAACGAGCCUACCGGAAACAGGGUCAUCGCUUUCUCUCGCAACGGCGAUGGUUCUUUGACUCAGACCAAGGCGUACCUAACUGGUGGGCGAGGACAGGGCGUUGACUUUGAUACUCAGGGUGGUCUUCAGCUGGAUGCAAAGAACAAGUAUCUUUAUGCUGUUAACCCGGCCGACGAUCUGAUCACCGUUUUUGCUGUUGAUGGCUCGUCUCUCACCAAGGUCCAGACCAUCUACGGAGGUGACCAGCCUCUUAGCAUCACCCUGAGUAAGAACGGAUAUGCCUACGCCCUCACUGGCUCCGUUGCCUCGACUGGCAUCUUUGGCUUCAAGGUCGACGGCAAGACAGGAAAGCUCUCCCCUCUCACCAACGAGACUAUCCCGCUCAGUACCCCUAUCGGUGUCCCUGGUGUGGUAGCUUUUGCCCCUGAUGGUCGAUCCCUGAUUGUCACCAACAAGGUUGGCAGCACAAUCGAUGUCUUUUCCGUCGAUGAGAAGGGCCAAGCCAGCUCCGCACCCGUCACCACCAUGGCCUCCAGCGGCCUCCGACCUUUUGGUGCUGUUUUCAACAACGAGAGCACCUUGUACGUCGUCGAGUCCGGCCUCCCCGCCUUCAAGAAUAGCGCUCUGUCCACCUAUCACCUCAACGGUGGAGAGGUUCCCAGCUUGACCGCCGUCACCAAGGCUGAGCGAAGCGACCAGACCGACGCCUGCUGGGUCGUCGUCACCCCCGACAACCGCUACGCCUACACUGCCAACUUUGUCUCCAACUCUAUCUCUAGCUACGCCAUUUUCAACAACGGAACCACUUCUCUCAUCGAAGGCGAGGCCGCUCUCCCGGGUGAUGGCUCCGAGCCUGUCGAUCUUGCCCUCAGCAGCGACGGCAUGUAUCUUUACAACCUCCUCCGAGGCUCUGGCGCCGUUGUUGCUUACAAGAUCAAGGAAGAUGGUUCGCUUCAGCAGGUUGGUGACGUGUUUGGAAAGGGAAUGGGCCUCAUGCCCGGACUUGGUAAUUCUGGCCUUGCUGCUUUUUGA